Messenger RNA from Austrofundulus limnaeus, 5110 nucleotides. RefSeq lists its product as uncharacterized. Lineage: Eukaryota; Metazoa; Chordata; Actinopteri; Cyprinodontiformes; Rivulidae. The record is from RefSeq and is a predicted model, not a curated record. Bases 1073 to 2158 code for a protein of 361 amino acids. The transcript is spliced from 2 exons.
GACACAUUUUCCCUUUGCCUUGGUCCAUAUUAAAUGAGCUUUGGUACAGAUAACAGUAGUGUUUCUGGAUAGUUCUGCAUAAUAAAGCUUGAAUCUGCAUUUGUGAACGGUACAGUGUGCUGUGUUUACAAAUAAUCAUUUAUGGAAGUGUUCUUGAGCUCGUGCAGUCAUGCCUAUAUCAGAACCAGACCUGGUUUUAAUGCUGCACUGCCUGAGGGCCUGAAGAGAAGACAUCCAAAUACAAAUUUCAGCCUCUUUGGCAUCUGACAUAAAUUCCAACAACAUAUCUGUUUACUGUGUUCCAUUUUGAAUGAAAUGUGAGUUUAGGAGAUUUGCAAAUCACAUCAUUAUUUGCCUUUUCACUAUAAAGUUUUCAAAAAUGGAGUUGUAAGAAAACAUGCACAAAUAAAUGAACAGGGAAAACUAAAUUCAUUUAAGGAGAAACAGGAAUUAGAAAAUGCUCAAAACUUUGAUCAAURAGUCAAGCAAAACCUAAACAUCUUUUUAGGUUUGAAUCACUUCCUGUAGCACUGCAGCUCUGAGGMCAGCUUCCUGCGUGCUGCUCAGCAACCUUCAGCACAGCCUUUUUGGUCGUCUGCUAAAAAUACCAACCUUUAAAAGAAAGUCUGCCUGYCCACAAACACUACAAAAACAAAGUAACUGUUUACGUCCCGCCUGCUGUUUCUUAUUAGCAGAAUGUGUUGCAAAGAACUUGGAGAAGUGCUCGACAGAAUCAAAUCCACUUUCCUGCCAAAGACUGUAACAACUCYAACACUUCUCUUUCUGCGACUCAGGGGAAGUUAAAGAAGGGAAACAGUAUGCUCUCUAAUUUAUUGGACCUCAGUAACAGUAAUGAAAAAAAAGGGGAGGUGAAGGCAAAACUUUGAGAUCACGUGGCCACAAAGUCAUUCUGAAAGUAUGCUACCGGGGUGCUGCCCACAGAUACAUAAUAAGUGUUCUGUGCGAGGAGUAGUGGCCACACCAACGAGCAUCACCGGAGCCCUGAGGAAGUUAGAGCUGGUGGCUGAGGAAUUAAAAAAAAAAAACAGGCGAGAGGAAGGCAAAAGCAAACAUGUCUUCUCUAGUAACGACAAACCCCUCUCCAGUUUCAUCUCUCUACAACAUCACCUCCAACACUGUUUCCACCUCCUCAUCAUCUGUUUCYAUCGCAGCCAGUGACAUCACCACCUCUAACGAAACGUCCGCGUUCUCUGCCGAGGACAUAAUUGCAGCCAAUGACAUCGCCUCCAGAGCAAACUACAUCUACAGUUUCUUCGGCGCGCUGGGCUUCCUCGCAGGCUGCUUUCUGCUCUACAGCUUCAUUCAGACGUACCGAGCCCACAGGCGGGUGGCGUGGCUCGACAGCCUCCUCUGGGUGUUUUGUGGCUUUCAGGAGCUGCUCCUCCUCCUCUCCCUCCACAUGGUGGUGCACAGACCUAAAUACAUGCAGAGCACGGCUUUGGGCUGCGCUGCUCUCUCCUUCACCAUCAACACCGCGUCUCUGUGCAGCUUGUUGGUUUUAUUGCUCAUGGCGUACGUCCUCACCUUUGACCCACCUCCCAACGCCCUGCUCAGGAAGCCUAAAAACUGUGCGACAUUAGUGAUCCUGACUCCUGCUCUGAUUUGUCUGCUGCUGGCUGGACUUCGUGGCCUACAGGAAAAUGCUGAUUGCAUCAUGGAUCCACCUGGUGCAGGUGUUUCGUACGCAGCUACGAAACUGUGCCUAGCUUUUCUGAUUCCCUUCAUCCUUCAGCUUGGACUUCUGAUAAGCGGCUGCGUCCAGCAGUGGAAGUCUAGAGGUCGUUUCCUGUCUGGAUCCGAGGAGGGUCCCGUGUUCCUGGCGGUCAGCGUAGUUCUGUUCGUCUGCCUGCUUUUCUACACCGUGGCUCUGGUGAGAGGAGCCCGGCUCGCCUUGGACGGGGAUCUGAGCCCUCGGGAGCGAGCCUUUCUGAGCGUGGCCGAGUGCGUGCUGUUCUCAGGGAGCAGCGUCAGCCUGGUGCUUGUGCUGCUCAUGCACAGGCCGUGCCGGGAGAGUCUCUACGGAAUGAUGAGGCAGACGAGGGAGUGGUGUCAGAGACCGGGGAGUGCACAGCCCAACAGAAACAUCAUCGCACCGCACAUUGAGAUCACAGACACUCUGCAGGACAUCGAGUCGUAAACUGAUAAAACUUGAAUUCAUAAAGCUCUCACAGUUCUAAUCAGAGGUUUYCAUCCACUCAUCAUGGGCUUGAAAGUCAAAAAUAAUUAUGGGUUUUAAUYCAAGCUCAGGUGCUGAAGCUUCUAGAUUAUCCUUUUCUUUGACAUGGCCAGGUCCUAUAAACCUCUCAGUGAUGAUCAUUGACAGAAUKUGGUACAACCCCAAUUCCAGUSAAGAUGGGACAUUGUGUUACAAAUUAAUAAAAAAAAUCUAUGAUGAUUUACAAAUCCAUUACAACAUAUAUUCAAUUGAGUAAACUACAAAGACAAGAUAUUUAAUGUUCAAAUGGAUCAACUUUGUUGUUUUUUUGCAAUUAUUCGUUCAUUUUGAAUUUAAMUCCUGCAACACGUUCCAAAACAGCCGGGACAGGGACACGUUUACCACUGUGUUACAUCACCUUUCCUUUGAACAACACUCAAGAAGAGCAUGAGAACUGAGGAAAGUAAUUGUUGAAGUUUUGUAGCUGGAAUUCUCUCAUUCUUGCUUGAUGAACAACUUKAGUUGCUCAACUGUCUGAGGUCUCUGUUGUUGUAUUUUGCUCAUCAUAAUGCUCCACAUAUUUUCAAUGGGAGUCAGGUCUGAACUGCAGGCAGGUCAGUCUAGUACCUGCACUCUUUUACUACGAAGCCACACUGUUGUAACACGUGCAGAGUGAGACUUGGCAUUGACUUGCUCAAAUAAGCAGGACAUCCCAGAAAAAGACAUGGCUUGGAUGGCAGCAUAUGUUGCUCCAAAACCUGCAUAAGCUUUUAGUGUUCAAAGAUGUGACAGUUAUCCAUGCCAUGGGCACUAAUGCACCCCCAUACCAUCAGAGAGGCUGGAUUUUUGUGCUGAUAAUAAUAAAGACAGACCUUUUCCUCUUUGGCCCGGGYACACAAGGUCCAUGAUUUCCAAAAACAAUUUGAAACUCAUCAGAGCACAGGACACUUUUCCACUUUGUGUCAGUCCAUCUCAGAUGASCUCYGGUCCAGAGAAGCUGGCGUUGUUUCUGGGUGUUGUUGAUCUAUAGCUUUGGCUUUGUUUGGUAAGAGUUUUAAUUUGCACUAGUAGAUGWAGAGACAAACUGUGUUCACGGACAAUGGUUUUCWGAAGUGUURCUGAGCCCAUGUGGUAAUAUCUGUUACAGAAUGAUGUUGGUUUUUAAUGCAGUGCCUCCUGAGGGAUCAAAGGUCACGGGCAUUCAAUGUUGGUUUUCGGCCMUGCAGRUUACUUUCAGAAAUUUGUCCAGAUUCUCUGAAUCGUCUGAUAUUAUGGACUGUACUGUAGAUGAUGAUGUCCCUAAAUUCCUUGCAAUGGUACAUUGGGAAACAUUAAAUUGUUGGACUAUUUGUGUGAACGACUGAACCUUUCUGGGAUGCUCCCUUUAUAUCCAAUCAUACACCACCUGUUUCCAAUCAACCUGUUUACCUGUGGAAUGCUCCAAACAGGUGUCCUUUGUGCAUUCCUCAACUUUCCCAGUCUUUUGUUUCCCCUGUUCCAGGCAUCAAARUCAAAAUGAGUGAAUAUUAACGAAAAAAAAGUUUUUGCUUGAACAAUAAAUAUCUAGUCUUUGUAGUGUAUUCAGUUGAAUAUAGGUUUAAACUGAUUUGCAAGUCCUUAUAUUCUGUUUUUACUUUUGUUUUACACAACYUCACAACUUCACUGGAACUGGGGUUGUGCUUUAGGAAAUUGGUUCAGAUGUUCAGGAACAAACCAGGAGUCACAAAAGGCUCAAGUCUGCCAUGAACUGGAAACUGCAAAACAUGUCUGAAAACAACGAAGCCAGUUUUACAUAAACAUGAACUGAGAUGGUUCAUGACAACAACAGCAACAACUUCAACUUGAACUGAAAUGUGCAGCUGACCACAUGGACAAGCUCAGUGCUUUCUGGAGAAGAGUUUUAUGGUUAUACAAGCUAAAAAUUGAACUGUUGGGCCUCAACAAGAAUAUGUCAUUAUUUUGAAGCAGUAGCCUAGCAUUAGCUUAGCAUCUUUCUCAGAGACUAUGUCAGCAGCUGCUACUAAUUAAGGCUCGUUAAAAGAAAAACUCUGAUAACCGCGGUCAGUUUUGGGGAUAUCAACUCUCCUAAGAACGGUGCAGAACGAUGGUGGCAGAUCAGCUCUCUGGGUGGUUGAUACRUUUUUUUUUCRUUCUGGUGUUUAUUAGUGGUUAGCAACUGAGAGGUAAACAUUACAUUGCCAUAAAGUGGUAACAGAAAUGUAGAACCAGAAGACACACGGGAUCGAACUAAUACUCGACACUGGUAUUGGUGCAUUCCUAAUAACUUUGACCRUGUGUGACUUGGAGACAAUCUACAAUGAAUUCAAACAAAAAAAUGUAAUAAUUAAAUAAAAGCAUUGAUAUGUGUUUUAAAACGUACAAAUAAAUAACUGAAAGCCUCAAAUAUAAUAUUGUAAAUAUAUUGUAAAUAAUGUUUAUGACGAGUGUACGUAAACUUUUGAAUAAAAUCUACUGUGCUUUCCUUUAAGUGUAUUUUUCUGUUAUUGGUAGGUAGAUGUGCAUUCACCUGCAAAUCUGUAUUUAAAAUAUUUUGCUUAAGUGUGUAAAAUGAUAAAUGUUGUACAGUUUUAGAAAUGAGAAUCUUGUUGAAGCAAUAAUUUUAAACAGUGGUUGUAAGUCAGCUUGAAUAAGAAAAUAAAAAUAAAGAAAGCUGGUAGGAUUUUCUGCUUCAGUUCUUAAAAUCCUGUGUUUGCACACACUUGCUUCAUUUUCCAUAAAAGCCUGUUAUGCCUGGAAAAAAAAAGUCUGRAACUUUCAUAGGAAGCAUUUAGUCAGUUUGACUUUGGCCCAAUGGGGUCAGAAAACUGUACAAGUGGAUUUUCCAGCUCAUUUUCCAGAAACCUCUGGGCACCUUUUCCAGGAARGCCUGACAAACAUGGCUGUUGUGUUGCUACUGUGGCAACACCCAACUAA